AUGGCAGGCCUCCGAAUGAGCGUCGUGGUCAGCGCGACCGCCUUCCUUCUCGGCCUGCUCUUCACGCACUGGAUAGCGGACUCGCUGACGUUGUGGAAGUCGCCUGACACGCAGACGGACAGCAGACUGUGGACGGCGGCGGCGUAUUAUGCCGUGCUCAUGCACGGGCCACCUCAGCUGGCGUAUGUUUACGGCGCAGUGGCCGUCAUCGGGGCUGCGACCAUCCUCUGGAGCCUGCGGGACGGCCGGGCAGGGAAUCUGAUGUUCGACGGCGGGAGCAUAUUCCUGUACCUCACGGGUAUCUUCGUAUACCUUUACUCCGUCAUUCCAAACCUCCGCGCCAACUUCUCCACCCUCCCUCUACCUUUCACGGCCCCAUGGCCUCCCACCGACCUCCCAGAAUUCCCCAAAAGCCUGCGUGAGCCGACGCUCGAGCUCGCGUCCUCCCACCUCGUCUGCAGCGUCGUCCUCACGGGCGUCCUUGCGCUCCAAGCCGGGCGCUGGUGGGCGGAGCAAGCGGACGUCGACGACGACGACGAAGACGAGAUGCGGGACGACGCCGGCGCAGAGACCGGCGCGGAGACCGACAGGACAGAAAGCGAGAUGGAACGGGAGACGGUGCGCCGGAGAGACGUGAAGGCCAGGGCAUGA
Dichomitus squalens LYAD-421 SS1 is the source of this 651-nucleotide messenger RNA. RefSeq lists its product as uncharacterized. The coding region runs from base 1 to 651 and encodes 216 amino acids. NCBI's taxonomy places the organism in Eukaryota, Fungi, Basidiomycota, Agaricomycetes, Polyporales, Polyporaceae. The record is from RefSeq and is a predicted model, not a curated record. Gene Ontology annotation, cellular component: endoplasmic reticulum membrane. Gene Ontology annotation, biological process: endoplasmic reticulum to Golgi vesicle-mediated transport. The transcript is spliced from 4 exons.